Racocetra fulgida is the source of this 990-nucleotide messenger RNA. NCBI's taxonomy places the organism in Eukaryota, Fungi, Glomeromycota, Glomeromycetes, Diversisporales, Gigasporaceae. The record is from the annotation of a GenBank genome assembly.
GAAAUUUCCGAGAGAAUUAUCAAUUAUCAAGAGAAUAACCAAGAGAAUUGCGGUGUCAGAGAAUACAAAAGUGAGCUAGCAGUAAAAGAAAAAAGUAUUACCGUCGUUUUUGGUGAAUAUUUGGAUCCUCAACUGGUAUUUGAUUGUGUCAUUGCUGCUGAUGAAUUAGCCAUUCUUGAUCUUCUUAAAUACGCUCAAAGAUACCUUUUAGAAAAUCAAAUAACAUGGUUAAAAGAAAAUCUUGCCUUAAUUUAUCUUCGUAGUUUUGGAAUUGAAUCUUUAAAAGAUUUACAAGACUUUAGUCCUAUUUAUGAUGAUAUUUAUGACGAUAUAGGUUUAAAAUCUUGUUCAAAAAAAUUAUUACCAAGUCGUGGUGCUAUUGUAUCUACUAUUAUGAGCUCUCAACAUGCUGCAAUAAUGGCAAGUUGGAUAGAUCGUAAAGAUGUUAUUCCGGAUGCUGAAAAAUCUUUAAAUCAUUCUUUUUAUAUUCCUUCCCAAAUUCCUUACAAGUUUAAAUUACUUGUAAGAGGUAGUCGCGAUGGAUUUUCUCCCACAGUUUUUCACAAAUUAUGUGAUCGUGUACGUUCAACUAUCUCUUUAUUUAAAUUAGUUAAUUCGGAUAUUUUUAUUGGUGGUUAUAAUCCUGAAGUAUGGGAUUCUCCUUUAUGGCCAAAAUAUAAAUCAAGUGAUAAAGCUUUUAUAUUUUCUUUUACUCAAGGUGGAUCUAAUCUUAAUGGUCAAAGAAAUAAUAAUGGAAAAAUUGGAAGAGUAACUGAUCAUGUAUACGCAUUAAAUUGUUGGAGAUAUAAUGGACCAUCUUUUGGAAAAUGUGAUUUGGUAAUGCAUAAUGGUGGUAUUCUUAGAUUUAAAAAUCAAUCCUUUUCGCCUCAAAUUAUGCCUACCGAAAAUAUUAUGAUGAAAAUUGAAGAUUAUGAAGUAUUUGAAGUUGUAGAAAAGAUUAAGGAUAAAAAUAAUACCGCGAUAUCAUAG